This is a messenger RNA of Closterium sp. NIES-65, 2718 nucleotides long. The record is from the annotation of a GenBank genome assembly. NCBI's taxonomy places the organism in Eukaryota, Viridiplantae, Streptophyta, Zygnematophyceae, Desmidiales, Closteriaceae.
AUGGACGACCAGGCCCUGCAGAACCUCCCGUUACAGUCACUUCGCACCCGUCACACUCCAUACAACAAGGGGUCCGAUGGUGGUGAACGUGACUAUAGCGGCAGCAGCAGCAGGGCGAGUGGGAGGGGAGGGGUCAGGGGGAGAGGCAGGGGAAGAGGCAGGGGGGAAGUGGGGAAGAGUGGGAAGGGGAGGGAAAGAGGGAGGGGAGAGAUAGUUCCGACGGGCAGACAGGAGAAAGCGUGGGUGAGACGUGGUAGACCCGGGGAGGGAGGGAGGAGGGAGGAGGAGGAGGCAGAUGAGAGAGGUGCGAGAGCGAGGGCUGCUGCGCUGCAGAAAUGGCUGGAGGAGGGGUACGCGCUCCUGUAUGGCUCCCAUAACCUUCCUGAUGCCCAUAGUGCCCCUGAUGUCUAUGGUGCCACUGAUGCCCAUAGCCCUCUUUAUGACCAUGGUGCUUCAGAUGUGCAUGGUACUCGUGAUGGCGUUGGUGGCAGUGAUUAUGCUUAUGUUGUGCAUUCAGAGAAAUCGGGUACAUCCACAGGAAAAUCAACGGCAGAAGCAGCAAAACCAGCACCAACAGGCCUGUCACGAGCAGACCCAUCAGCACCAGCCCAACAAGCAGCGACAGAAUUAGCACCACGAGCGUCAGCAGAGUUAUCCUCGUCUAAGGGUGCUUCGUUUCUGCAAGUGCCGUUUUUGGAGGUGGAGAAGAUACCGGAAGGGCAGAGGUCGGCUGUAGCGUCAGCUGUAGCCAGGGAGAUGUGGACGGCAGGCGCCGCCCAUAUCGUGGCGGAGAUCUGCCGCCAGGUAACCCCUUCCCCGCUAGCAGCCGAGCUUGGCCGCUCGGUCCUGCCCUGGACGGCCCACGAUGACGCCUGGCUGUUUCCUUCUGCUCCUGCUUCCAGUUCUGCAAAGGGUGCUGCUGGUGCUGGAAGCAGGAGCAGGAGCAGCAGCAGCAGCAGCAGCAGCAGCAGCAGCAGCAGCAGCUCUGCUGGUGACUCUGGUACACCGUUUACUCGUGCUCCUGCUCGUGGUGCUCCUGCUCGUGGUGCUCCUGCUCGUGGUGCUCCUGCUCGUGGUGCUUCUGCUCGUGAUGCUCCUGCUCGUGAUGAUGCUGCUGCUGGUGCUGGUGGUUUGAGCAUGGGUCGGAUGAAGAUGAGGAGAAGAAGUACAAGCCUUGAAGCUGGUGUGCAGGAGGCAGCAGCAGGCGGCUGGCAUGCCACAGAAAGUGGGCGGCAUGCAUCAGCAAGUGGACGGCAUGCCACAGAAAGUGGGCGGCAUGCAGUGGCUGAAGGUGAAAGGCAGAUGAGUGCGGCCCAAGCGCCCUUGGCCCAGCAGCGGCUCGUGGCGGCUCACUCAAGCCUGGUGCGCUCCAUUGCUCGCCGCUUCUUCGGGCAUGGGGUGUCCCUCUCCGACCUCUACCACGCGGGAGUGACAGCCCUGCUGCGAGCAGCAGCAACCUACAACCCCACCCUCGCUUCUCCAGCCUCAGACCCCUCCUCGCAGCAAACCAGCCAAGGGGUGGUGGCUGCACGGCCAACUCACAUGUCGCAGGAGGCGAUGCAGCGCGAGGUGCCACAGCAGGUGCUACAGUCGGUGCUACAUCAGGGGCAGGUGGAGCAGCGGCCAACGGAGCAAGGGCAGCUUGAAAAGGACUUCGCAAAUAGCGAAAGUGGAAAGCAAGGAGAGUUGGUGGAGGAGAAGCAGGGAGGAUUUGAAGAGCAGCAGGCAAUGUCCUUCUCAUCAUGGGCCAGUCGUCUUGUUUACCAGUGCCGGCCGGUUACCUGUCUUCUCCCACGAGGUGCCGGCUGGUUACCUGUCUUCUCCUUGCUGUGCCCCUUUCUUGUGUUCUACGAGCUGGUUUUUGAGAAUUCUCAAAAGCCAACCCUCCCACGAGGUGCCGGUUACCUGUCUUCUCCCACGAGACCCUCCAGCAGGAGGUGUGGCGCCGCUCACCAGACUUCUCCUUCCCAUGCUCCUUGCUUGAAUGCCCGUUUGAAACCCCCUUUGAAACCCCCUUCCACUCCCGCCUCUCUCCCCUCCACCUCCACUCAUCAGACCCUCCAGCAGGAGGUGUGGCGCCGCUCACCAGUCUUCUCCUUCCCACGCUACGCCUACUUCCAAUACGCUGAGAUUUCUGCCGCCUAUGCUGUAAGCCCAUGUGUCAUUCUGUACCAUUCUGUGCCAUUUCGUGCCAUUGUAACGAGUCAUUUCGGAAGCAGCACGGCCAGGAGCCCCCUCUCGCAGCCCCCUCAGCCACCACCUAGUGACUUCAAAGUCGAUUCAAAAGCGCCUCUCUCCCCUUCCCCCCUCACCCUCGGCCCCCACCCAGUCAUUCCGGAAGCAGCACGCCCGGGAGCCCCCUCUCGCAGCCCCCUCAGCCUCUCUUUCCGGAAGCAGCACGCUCGGGAACCCACCCUCGCAGACCUCUCAGCUGCCACCAGCCUCUCACCCCAACGGAUUGUGACUGUCUCGAGGGCCAUGCGGCGAGUGAAGAACCCUCUCUCCUUCGACGUCUCCUUGCUCCCCAACCGCACCCAUGCUGAGACCUUCUCCAACGACAAAGCGGACCCCUGGCAGCAUCUCCUGGACUCGGAGCAUCUGGUCCUCCUCUCACACGCUCUCUCCACCCUCGACCCGCACCGCCGCCUCGUGAGUGCACUUUUGCUAACACAUGGGCAGAGGCGGCGGGUACAAAUGGGUAGUGGUGCGUACAAAUGA